Molecule: messenger RNA, 905 nt
Organism: Drosophila eugracilis
Lineage: Eukaryota; Metazoa; Arthropoda; Insecta; Diptera; Drosophilidae
Exons: 2
Coding region: 16-855 (279 amino acids)
Molecular function (GO): DNA binding
Source: RefSeq, a predicted model, not a curated record
GAUUCUCUAUACGGAAUGGAGAGAUUCGGAGUGCCGCGUGGCAAGCGUCCCCGAGUGCAGGUUUCUUUGGACGAUAAGGAACGAGCCAUAGCCCGUAUCCGUGGUGGUGAAACCAAGGCCGGAAUAUCGCGUGAAUUGGGUGUUCCGGAGUCCACGGUACGCGGCUGGGUGAAACGAGCCGAGCAGAGAAUAGCCCGCGAGGCAAAUGUUCAGCCAGGUACGGCCAACUUUCCCACCAUUUUGACCAUGACCUUGGCCAAACCGCAAGUCACCAUCACCACGAAAUCAUCGGAUUCGUCUGUCAAUUCUAAAUCAUCAUCCUCAUCGCCUCCGCUGGCCGUAAAGCUGCCCCAAAAGCGCAAUAUUAAUGGUCAUGCUGUGCCUUGCCCACAGGAUCCUAUGCAGAAUUCAGCACCUGUACCGGUUCCCACAAACGUGCCCAUUCCUGUGCCUAUUCCCAUGCCCUUCCCAGUACCAUCAAUGGUUUCCACUGAAAGUCAGCAACAGAUUAUUGCUUGGCUGAAUAUUUUCAAUGCCGGAAUCCUGAACUUCACGCUGAUUGCCACUGCUGCCGUGCUCCAGGCUCGCUCCCGUGGUUUGGCGGAUCGCAUACCGUUGUGGCAAAUUAUCACGGAUUUCGUUGACGAAGCCGGGCGUAAUGUGGCAGCCAAUGGGGGUCAGUACGUGGAGCAGCCUGCACAGCAGUCGAAUAGAGUGCGCACAAGCCCCAGACCGCGAAGGGUUCAAACGGCAUUGCCGGUUCAUCCUUAUCGCGGUCAUAAGAAGGCUCCACCUGUCCACAUAACCGCUGAAGAUGAUGAGGAUUGCAUCGCAGACGCUGAUAUGGUACAAUGAUGACACCAGGGACAGGGAAAUAAUGUGAUUUUACCUUUUGCAAAAAGGAA